This is a messenger RNA of Coturnix japonica (Japanese quail), 10835 nucleotides long. The record is from RefSeq and is a predicted model, not a curated record. NCBI's taxonomy places the organism in Eukaryota, Metazoa, Chordata, Aves, Galliformes, Phasianidae.
CCGCGGGCAGCCAAUGGGUGCGCGGGGGGGGCGUGCCCGGGCGAGGUUCGGGUGUCCUUGCAGGGCGCUGGGCUAAACUUCACCAAAUAAUGGCUGUUGGCGCCGGGGCUGCCGGGGAGCCAUUUUAGAAAUAACAUUCAUCCCUGAUUUGAUGAUAAUGAAAAUACAGAAAAAAGACAAGCAGCCACACAGCUUAAAAGUGCUGAGCUGCUCCCCAAUGUCGGAUGCCUCGGACACCUGGGAGUGCAAGGCGCAGGGCCCCGUGGCCGGCAGCGAGGAGCAGCAGUCCCAGCAGGUGACGGCCACAGAGGCAGGUGGGCAGUGCCUGUGCCCUGAGGAGCAGCCUGACGGGGCUCCACUGCAGAGGCCAAGUGCCCAGAAUGGGAUGCAGGACACUGGGGCCGUGGGCACGGGGGUGAAGAAGAAACGGAAGAAAAAGGAUUUGGGAGAGCAGGAAGGAGGAGAAAAAGCAGCUGCGGAGGUGAAACCAAAGAGGAGAAGAGAGCCUAAAGAACCAAAAGAGCCUAAAAAGGCCAAGGAGCCCAAGAAGCAGAAGGAACCCAAGCAGAGGGAGGUGACCAGGAAGCCCCGGAAACCUCGGGAGCCCAAAGUUCCCAAGGAGCCUAAAGACAGGAAGAGCAGCUCUGAGUCUGGCCCCAGAACAAGGCCAAAGAAGAGCAGCAAGGAGCAGGGGCCCACCCCUGUAGAGAGGAAGAAGAAAGGGAAGAGGAAAAAUGAGAUCCCUGUGGACAGCUUGGAUUUGGAUCAGGAUCUUCUGAGCCCAUCAGUACAGAGCCCUGAGGAGUCUGCGGAGUCAGCUGACAGUCAGAAACGACGCUCUGGCCGGCAGGUGAAGAGGAGGAAGUACAAUGAGGACCUGGAUUUCAAGGUGGUGGAUGAUGACGGCGAGACGAUAGCUGUGCUGGGAGCUGGGCGAACUUCUGCGCUCUCUGCCUCCACUCUGGCAUGGCAGGCUGAGGAGCCUCCUGAGGAUGAUGCCAAUAUCAUUGAGAAGAUCCUUGCCUCAAGGAUGGUGCAGAAGGAGACUCAUCCUGGAGGCCUGACGUUUGAGAUGGAGGAGUUCUACGUCAAGUACAGGAACUUCUCCUACCUGCACUGUAAGUGGGCAACUCUGGAGGAGCUGGAGAAGGACCCCCGGAUAUCCCAGAAGAUAAAGCGCUUCCGAAACAAGCAGGCUCAGAUGAAGCAUAUUUUUACAGAGCCUGAUGAGGAUUUGUUUAACCCAGACUAUGUGGAGGUAGAUCGAAUUCUGGAGGUGGCUCACACGAAGGACCCUGACACCGGAGAGGAGGUGACUCACUACCUGGUGAAGUGGUGCUCGCUGCCCUAUGAGGAGAGCACCUGGGAGCUGGAGGAGGAUGUUGACCCAGCGAAGAUUAAAGAGUUCGAAGCCCUCCAAAUCCCUCCAGAAAUCAAGCACAUGGAGCGCCCAGCAUCUGAGUCCUGGCAGAAACUGGAGAAGUCCAGAGAGUAUAAGAAUAACAACCAGCUGCGGGAAUAUCAGCUGGAGGGAAUGAACUGGCUGCUCUUUAACUGGUAUAACAGGCAGAACUGCAUCCUGGCUGAUGAGAUGGGGCUGGGAAAGACAAUCCAGUCAAUCACCUUCCUCUCAGAAAUCUUCCUGAUGGGCAUCCAUGGCCCCUUCCUCAUCAUCGCUCCCCUCUCCACCAUCACUAACUGGGAGAGGGAGUUUCGCACCUGGACGGAGAUGAAUGCCAUCGUGUACCACGGCAGCCAGAUCAGCCGGCAGAUGAUCCAACAGUAUGAGAUGGUGUACAGGGACACACAGGGCAAUCCACUCCCUGGGAUCUUCAAGUUCCAGGUGGUUAUCACCACCUUUGAGAUGAUCCUUGCUGACUGCCCAGAGCUGAAGAAGAUCCAGUGGCGCUGCGUGGUCAUUGAUGAGGCGCAUCGCCUGAAGAACAGGAACUGCAAACUGCUGGAGGGGCUGAAACUUAUGGCCUUGGAGCACAAGGUGCUGCUGACAGGCACCCCCCUGCAGAACUCAGUGGAGGAGCUCUUCAGCCUCUUGAAUUUCCUGGAGCCACAACAGUUUCCCUCAGAGACAGCCUUCCUGGAGGAGUUUGGGGACCUGAAGACAGAAGAGCAGGUGAAGAAGCUGCAGUCCAUCCUGAAGCCCAUGAUGUUGCGACGGCUGAAAGAUGAUGUAGAGAAGAAUCUGGCACCGAAGCAAGAAACCAUCAUUGAGGUGGAACUGACCAACAUCCAGAAGAAAUACUAUCGGGCCAUUUUGGAGAAGAACUUUUCCUUUCUGUCUAAGGGCGCCAACCAGCACAACAUGCCCAACCUCCUCAACACCAUGAUGGAGCUACGCAAGUGCUGUAACCACCCCUACCUCAUUAAUGGGGCAGAGGAGAAGAUCCUGGAAGACUUCCGUAAAACACACAGCCCAGAGGCACCAGACUUCCAGCUGCAGGCUAUGAUCCAGGCAGCUGGGAAACUGGUGCUCAUUGACAAACUGCUUCCCAAACUGAAGGCUGGUGGGCACAAGGUGCUUAUUUUCUCCCAGAUGGUGCGCUGCCUUGACAUCCUGGAAGACUACCUCAUUCAGAGGCGGUACACCUAUGAGCGAAUCGAUGGGCGGGUGCGUGGCAACCUGCGCCAAGCUGCCAUCGACCGCUUCUGCAAGCCUGACUCGGAUCGCUUUGUCUUUCUACUGUGCACACGGGCCGGGGGGCUCGGGAUCAACCUGACGGCGGCCGAUACCUGCAUCAUCUUCGACUCCGAUUGGAACCCACAGAACGACCUACAGGCUCAAGCUCGCUGCCACCGGAUCGGGCAGAGCAAGGCAGUGAAGGUGUAUCGCCUCAUCACCAGAAACUCCUACGAGCGGGAGAUGUUCGACAAGGCCAGCCUGAAACUGGGCCUGGAUAAGGCUGUGCUACAGGACAUCAACCGCAAGGGCGGCACCAAUGGGGUCCAGCAGCUCUCAAAGAUGGAGGUGGAGGAUCUGCUGCGGAAGGGUGCCUAUGGUGCUCUGAUGGAUGAGGAGGAUGAAGGAUCCAAGUUUUGUGAGGAGGACAUUGACCAAAUCCUCCAGCGCAGGACGCAGACCAUCACAAUCCAGUCUGAGGGGAAGGGCUCCACCUUUGCCAAGGCUAGCUUUGUUGCAUCUGGCAACAGAACUGACAUUUCCUUAGAUGACCCCAACUUCUGGCAGAAGUGGGCCAAAAUAGCAGAGCUUGAUACCGACGCCAAGAAUGAAAAGGAGAGCUUGGUCAUUGACAGGCCCCGUGUGCGGAAGCAGACCAAACACUACAACUCCUUCGAGGAGGAUGAGCUGAUGGAGUUCUCUGAGCUGGACAGUGACUCGGAUGAGCGACCUACGCGCUCACGGCGCUUCAAUGAGAAGACACGGCGGUACCUGCGGGCUGAGUGCUUCCGCGUGGAGAAGAACCUGCUCAUAUUUGGCUGGGGACGAUGGAAAGAUAUCCUGACCCAUGGGCGCUUCAAGUGGCACCUGAAUGAAAAGGACAUGGAGAUGAUUUGUCGAGCACUGCUGGUUUAUUGCGUCAAGCACUACAAAGGGGAUGAGAAGAUAAAGAGUUUUAUCUGGGAUCUCAUCACACCAACGAAGGAUGGCCAGAACCAGGCUCUGCAGAAUCACUCAGGUUUGUCAGCACCAGUGCCCAGAGGCAGAAAAGGGAAGAAGACAAAGAACCAAAUGCUGCUUCCAGAGAUAAAGAACGCAGACUGGCUUGCUACGUGCAACCCUGAGGUGGUGCUGCAUGAUGACAGCUACAAGAAGCACCUCAAACAACACUGCAAUAAGGUUCUGCUGCGAGUGCGGAUGCUGUACUACCUGAAGGCUGAGGUGCUCGGGGAGGCCGCUGACAAAGCCUUCGAGGGCACCCCUGCCAGAGAGCUGGAUGUGCUGCUGCCAGACAUCGACUACGUGGAGAUCCCGGUGGACUGGUGGAAUGCUGAAGCUGAUAAAUCUUUGCUCAUCGGUGUCUUCAAGCAUGGUUAUGAGAGGUACAACGCCAUGAGGGCUGACCCAGUCUGCUUCCUGGAGAAGGUGGGCAUGCCUGAUGAGAAGCUGCUUUCUGCAGAGCAGGGCAUCAGCGACGGGGCUCAGGACACUGCUGAAAGGAGCACCGUGGAAAAGGAAGAGAGUAAUGGAGAAAAGCUGGAUGGGCUGCCGAAGCAGGAGGACUCUGUGGCUGCUGGGGCAGGCGAAGCUGGUGAGAAGCGGGAUGAGCCAUCGGCAGCCCAGGAUGGCUCCGACUCAGACAGAUCCUGCUGGCCUGUCUCAUCUGCCCUCACAGCCAGGCUGCGGCGGCUCGUCACUGUCUACCAGCGCUGCAACCGCAAAGAGGUGCCUGCGCGCGGAGAGAUGCUGGUGCCUGGUAACCAUGGAUACUGGCUGCAAGAUGAGGUGUUCCGGAGAGCCUCUGAGAUGGACUCAGUGAACAAAGAGAUGCAGAAAAGGUGGACAAGGAGGGAGCAGGCAGAUUUUUACCGCACUGUCUCUUCCUUUGGGGUCAUCUAUGAUCAGGAGAAAAAGGUCUUUGACUGGACCCAGUUCCGAGCCAUAUCUCGUUUGGAGAAGAAAACAGAUGAGAGCUUAGAGAAGUACUUCUACAGCUUUGUGGCCAUGUGCAAGAGUGUCUGUGGUCUCCCACUGUGGAAAGAAGAUGGUCCCCCAGACCCCGACAUCUACGUGGAGCCCAUCACGGAGGAACGCGCUGCCAGAACCCUGUACCGCAUUGAGCUGCUGCGGAAGGUGCGCGAGCAGGUGCUGAAGUGUCCGCAGCUCCACGAGCGGCUCAAGCUGUGCCGGCCCAGCCUCUACCUGCCAGUGUGGUGGGAGUGUGGCAAACACGACCGGGACCUGCUGAUUGGCACUGCCAAGCAUGGCCUGAAUCGCACAGACUACUACAUCAUGAAUGACCCGCAGCUGUCUUUUUUAGAUGCAUACAGGAACUAUGCCCAGCAUAAAAGAACAGGGAUCCCAGGCUCAGAAACUCUGUGCUGCCUGUAUCAGACUAACUCCAAACUCUACAGUUCCCCUCUCUAUAGCCAUGUGGAUCGGACUUGCGAAUCCCUGGAGAAUGAGUCCGAGAGGCAGAUCAAGCUGGAAAACACUGACAGCACCAUGUCCCAGGCUGGGGGCAGCCCAUCAGAUGCAAACUGUGAAACAUUCAUGUCUAAAGUUCGGGACAUCAUUUCCAGUAACUAUGAUGAGAGCUCGCUGCCGGACUCGCUGAUGUGCAUGAUGUACGAUGAGAAGGCCUGCAACAGUGAGCAGAGCUCCCUCGCCCGAGACAGCCCGAGCUGCACAGAUGUUGGAAGCAGCAUUGCUAAACUGUCUGAGGGCAAGCUGGAGGGGGACGAGGAUCCAUCCAGCUGUGACGCAGAGGCCAUGAGAGAGGCUUCCUUCCUGGAGGGUUUGCAGGUGGGCUGUGACCAAAUGGACUGUCAGAAUGAAGAAGCCGAGCCUUCACCUUCUACUCCCGAAAGUGACCAUUCACGGAGCAUCCCAGCAGAGCUCUGCGAGGCCAUGCAGCAGAAGAGAGACCUUGGCAGCCCUGCACCAGUGCUGCCUGAGCACCGUGCCAUGGAAGGGGUCAUAAACAUGGGGCUAUACAGUCCCAGCAUUCACAACUAUGACAUGAAGGUCCCUCCUGAGCAGAGAUUCAUUAAUCUGCUGCAGGAGAAAGGAAUGGAGGCAAAAUCAGGUCCAAGUCAGAGCCACAGUGAGGAAGAUGAGGAGGAAGAGGACGAUGAUAACUCAGAUGCGGCAGCAGAUAUUGCAGAAGGCUUAAGUGAUCCGAGGGUCAGGACCAGUUGUGAUGAACUUGGGGGUGAGGAGCAGAGCCCUGGACUCCCCACACAUGAGGACGUUUGUCCUGAAGAUGUGAACAGUGAGAGAGAGACCCUGGGGUUGGGAACUCUUGAAAUGCCUGCAGAGCCUGGGCCGGAGGGCAGGGAGGACCACAGCCUGGAUGAGGAGAACACCCUGCAGCACUUGCCAAGCCAGUCUCAGAGCGGGGCUUUCAGCCUGUCUGCCCCUCCACCAGGAGCCCUGGGGGCACAGCCCCUAUGUGCCGGGGGAGAAGACUGGGGCCAAGAGGCUGAAGGGCAGGCAGGUUGCAGAGAGGCCCUGCACCCUGAGCCCCCGGGGGGGAAGCAAGAGGAGUGUGAGAUCAGAGAUGAGGAGGAGAAAACUGGCAGCAGCCAGAGUCAAGAUGGACCAGAGAAAUAUUUGGAGGAAGAGAGCAAGAGUUCAACUUCUCUCUUGCCUGGGGAGAUUGAUGACCUGCAGGAUGCCCGGGCACCAACCAUCGCCCAGCUGCUUCAGGAAAAGACACUUUACUCCUUCUCUGAGUGGCCUAAGGAUCGUGUGAUCAUCAGCCGCAUUGACAACAUCUGCCACGCCAUCCUGAAGGGCAAGUGGCCAUCCUCCAGCCAGCAGUUUGAGACCCAGAGCCUGCUGGCAGCCCCAGCCGUAGCCAGCAAUGCCAGCAGCAGAAACAGCUUUGCUGAGUCAGAAACCCCCGAUCCCAGCUACAACAAUGGAGUGUUAAUCUCACAGGUACAAAAGGAAGGCUUCCUGAACCCUGCCUUUGCAAAAGAUGAGCGGAAGCACAGGCGGCUGUAUGAGUUUGAGCUGGAGAGAGACACCAAGCAGAGGAGCUUGGAGCAGUUGGCAGCAGCCCAUGUUCAUCCUCCUAUCGUACUGAAUGGCUGGCGUGACGCAGCUGUGGACAUGUCCAGAGCCUCUGAUGGAUCCCCGGGGAACUCCUCUCCUUUCCCUCUGAAUACGAACAUGCCCAAGCUGGGGACUGUCAACACCCUCCAGGGCUCCCUGGGCAUGGACUUGUCUGGCAUUCUGCAGGCGGGGUUAAUCCAUCCUGUCACAGGACAGAUUGUAAACGGCAGCCUCCGAAGAGACGAUGCUGCCAUGAGGAGGAGACGGGGCAGGAGAAAAAAUGUAGAAGGGAUGGACCUCAUCUUCCUGAAGGAGAGGCCUCUUCCAACCAGGCUGCAGGACGUUCAGGAUGAUCAGCUGCAGCCGCCCCAGAACAGCCCCCUCCUAGAUGGGCCAGCAGCUGCUACCUCAACUCCGCAGCCAGUCCCAGCUGCAGGCAGCCAGGCCGAGAAGGCUGUCCCCAACAAGAGUCUCCUCGACUGGCUCCGUCAGCAGUCUGACUACACGCUUGACGUUCCCGGCUUCGGCACAAAUUUUUCAGACAAGCCCAAGCAGAGGAGGCAGCGCUGCAAGGACCCCAGCAAAUUGGACAUUAGUGCACUCACGGGCGAGGAGCGGGUGCCGGUGGUACAUAAGGGUACUGGACGGAGGGGCUACUUACCAGAAAGCAAAUUCAACCGUGUGCUGACUGAGCCGGUGCUGCGUGACACGGGGCCGCGCCGCAGGGGGAGGCGGCCCAGAAGUGAGCUCAUCAAAGGCCCCGGCGUCGUAGCAGAUUCUUCUGGAAUGGGACCAUUGUUCAUGAACGGGCUGAUUGCCGGAAUGGAUCUAGUGGGACUUCAGAACAUGAGAAACAUGCAAGGGAUCCCCCUGACCGGGCUGGUCGGCUUCCCUGCGGGCUUUGCGGCCGUGCCUGCUGGCGAGGACGUGAAGAGCACCCUGAGCAUGUUGCCCAUGAUGCUUCCAGGCAUGGCCACCAUGCCGCAGAUGUUCGGCGUCGGAGGGCUUCUCAACCCACCCAUGGCAACGACUUGUACCGCGACUGCUCCGACUUCCUUAACAAGCACAACAAAAGGUGGUACGUCGAACGCAGAGAAAGCUACUGAGGAUAAACAGAGCAGCCAGGAUGCGAAAAAAGAAACUCUUUCUGAAGAUAAGCCCGGCCCUAGUUCGUUUUCUAAUCAGACAGAAUCCGCAAUAACUACCAGUAGUCCUGUAGCUUUUAACCCGUUUCUUAUCCCAGGGAUGUCUCCCGGACUGAUCUAUCCGUCAAUGUUUCUCUCCCCUGGCAUUGGCAUGGCGCUGCCGGGCAUGCAGCAGGCCAGGCACGCGGAGGCAGCCAGCCUGGAGAGCCAGAAGCGGAAGAGAAAGAAAGCGAAAGGGGACGCAGCGAACCCAGAACCAGAAACUGUCUCGCUGCCCGAAAAAGAAGCUGCAAAUGGUCAAAACUGUACAGAGCAAACACCGCCUUUGCCAGCAGAGAAAGAGCAGGAUGUACCAGCAGAGGAGGAGGUCAAGGAAGUUAACGAUACCAAUUAGAACUUUUGUUUCAUUGAAAAAAAAAAAAAAGAUUGUGGCUUGUAAGUUUCUUAUCCCAUACCUAUUUGUUACUUACCCUCCUGCCCCCACUCCACCUUCAUAAACCUGUGUUUCCAUGAGUAAUAUUAUCUACCUAACUCCCUGUCAGAAAACUAUGGUGACAUAUGUUAAUAGUUGCAGGGUCUUGCCACUUUAUUAGAUAAACAGUGUUGUCUAGCUAGUGUGGGAGGCACAGAAUUCUUGUUCUGUUUUCCAGUCGUUCAUCCUGGCCGAGCAAAUCCAGUUCUUGGGCACCCCCUAAAACCGCUCACACAUUCGAGAAGAAAAGGAGGCAAAAACAGAGCAAAAGCAAAGCUCUCACCUCUCGGUCUGCACGCUGACAGGGGUGGUUCUUUCUCCAGCGACACUGAGUGACAGAGCCUGUAUUUGGGGGUAAAAAGCACAGCUAUAGUAAGUGCUGAUGUGUAUUUUUGAUUUGAAGUAUUUCCCUAUUUUAUCAUGGUUACUAGAAUAGUAGUAUAGACAGAAGUAUAUACCUAAUGAUUGAAAAUGCAUAUAUUCAUUUCUUUGAAACAAAGAGACAUUACUGGUAGUGGGAUAAUUUCUCCAUCAGCCCCACCUCAAAGGUCUGGAAGCAAAUGACAGUGAGGGACAAUGUUAUGUAGGCAUUCUUUUGUAUUUCUUCAAACCAAAGUUUGGUUUUAUGUUAAGUGGGGCUUUCGUUGCCCUUUCCUUGAUAGUUACGAGAGCUUUUCAGCCCGAGCUGAAAACGUGUUGCACAUCUUGCAUGACUUGUUGGGAUUCCUGUACCUGUCGCUGCCAGUUCCCCCAUGGCCCCGCUAGAAUCCCAUUCUCAUGUACGACGUUAGUCCUCCCCUAUGGCAUUAGGAGAGCUGUAACGUUGUUUUCCCAAGCCACAAACAGGCCACACUGAUUUUAAUGCUCUUUUAUGAACGCUGAGGCUUUUUGCGUUGCUGUCUGUUGGGGUCUGUGCGCAGAUGUGGCGUCUGUCAGAGCAGGGGAGGCUGCAGGCUGCGCUGCUCUGAGGGCAGAAGGACCACGGGAUCUCCAGAGCUGAGUUUGUUCUUCUCUACUAGUGGUAGACUGUGAAGAGAUCACAUUUGCUUCUUCUUUCCAUUCCUCUACGUGCUGUUGAACAGUAUUUCCGAGUCCCCCCUCCCUCAUCAGCAAAUGAUUUUGACGUACACGUUUUAAAUGGACAGGUUUUAAUGCAGUCGGUGCCCGAAACUCUGUGUAUGUUGAGACACCUCCACAGGCAACUCCUUCGUCCCUCCUUCCGCUCACUCCUUUCGUUUCCCCUUCACUUGGGCUCGUUCUCAUUUGCAGCUCAUGGUUUGAGACUUGAAGUCAGCGCGGCGGGCGUUGGGAGCGUCAUCGGUCACACAUCCGGUCGUCACAAUUUACUGUAUUUUUUACUUAUUUUCUGUUACAGUUUUUGCUAAUUUAUCGGAUGGUCCAAAUGUUUUGGCAUAACUAUUUCGAUUCGCAUUAUUUAUUUAUGAUGCUUUUUGUUGUUGUUGUUGUUGUUGUCAUUGUCUUUUAUACACUUGCAAUGAUAAAUGGUGUACAUGUUGAAAUCAGCAUCUCAAAGAAGUCUGUUACCCCCCAGCUGACAAGGUCAGACUUUCCCGGCCGUAUUCCCAGACUCCUGGAUUGGGUGAUUCUUUAAAUCUGUAACCAAUCAUGAUGAAACCCCCCCCAAUUAAAUGUCUUCUAUUUAAUGACUUCCUCGUAGCACAGAUACUGGAUCACUGUCGACAGAUUUCUUAGAAAUGCUGCUAUCUCUAUUUAACUAACAUUUUGUUCAGUUUUGCCUCCAGUGGAAGCAGAAAAGGGUUUUCUCAGCUGUUAAAUCCAAAAUCGAUAUAAUUUAUUUAUGUAAAAAAAAAAAAAAAAUCACGAUUGCUAUAUUUUUGAACCUUUUAAGUACUAACUUUCUUUUUAUUCAGUAGAAGAACAUGUACUUGCCCUAAAUCCUUAAAAUACAAAUGCUAUAAAACUUGCUGUAUCUUCAAGCCUUACUGUGACUGGACGCAGACAUCUCUUCAUGGUCCGUUUCUUGCACGGGAUGGUUUCUCCAGGGUUACGCUGGUAGGGAACAGGGUUGUAAGUGGCGUUUAUUUAAUUAGCUGGCAUGCUCUGUACCUUGUUCUAUUAUCAGCCGUGUCCGCUCCGUCUCUGGGUGUUUAGGCUUCUCUUUGACUGCUUUGUGACCCUUUUGCAACCCGAUGUGCUCUGUGCAUUACUUGCGCUGUGAGGCAUUGGCAGCUCCUUCUCAUUUUCCAUCCUAUCCCAAAGAAACGCCGACGUUCCGCGGGUUGUCCUGGAUCCCCACACAAACACAUCCCCACCAAACGCGCUAACAAAUAAAGGUCUGUGCUCUUGGAUGUGGAUAAAAAGAAAAGGAAAAAAAAACAAAAAACCAACAAAAAAAAAAACCAACAAAAAAAAGAUUUAAAGGUCAGAUUUUUAUUUUUUUAAUUUAGUGACGAGAUGAUGCUUAUCUUUCAGACUUGGCAGAGCCUUGCUACAGAUGUAUAUAAUUUUUUUCAGCAAAUAUAUGUGAACGUUUAAUUCA